Molecule: messenger RNA, 2145 nt
Organism: Cynara cardunculus var. scolymus (artichoke)
Lineage: Eukaryota; Viridiplantae; Streptophyta; Magnoliopsida; Asterales; Asteraceae
Product: pentatricopeptide repeat-containing protein At3g47530
Exons: 1
Coding region: 320-2086 (588 amino acids)
Biological process (GO): RNA modification
Molecular function (GO): RNA binding; protein binding; zinc ion binding
Source: RefSeq, a predicted model, not a curated record
UUUUAGCUGUUGCGUUGAAUUCAUGUUCAUUGCUUGUCAUUUGUUUCCAAUCACCAUGAACAGACCAGAAACAUCAAUUUUAUUUGAUCGAUCGAAUGGAAUUUUAAAGUCUGCUUCGCUUUUUUGUAUUUUGUUCGAUUUAAAGUCGGGUUGUUUAUAUACUUGUUUACUUUGAUUGAUUUAUUUAUGAAUUGAGCUUGUAGUUUAUGUUUAAUUUCAAUGGUGAAAUGCCUGUCGGAGGUUUUGUUCAUGUAUAAGCAAAUUCUAUGUUUGGUUUUUGUGAUGCAAGAAUUCUGAAUCUUUCCAUUUCUUCCAAAGUAUGAUGCAAAAUUCUUCCCAUUCUCCCUCUCUUUUUAGUUUAAACCAAACCCACCUCAAUUCAUUGAUUUCACUCAUCAAAUCCACCACCCAAACAACCCAAUUGCUUCAAAUCCAUGCAUACCUCCUUCGCACAUCCCUUCUUCAACAAUCCAACUUCUCUGUCCCUUUUCUACAACGUAUAACCCUGCCACCCUUUCAAAUUUUGAACUAUUCCCUCCAAAUAUUCUCUCAAAUUUUAAGACCCAAUGUUACGCACUAUAACACCAUGAUCAGAGCUUAUGCAAUGAGUAUUCAUCCGGAAAGAGGGUUUUAUGUGUACCGCGAUAUGAUGCGUCAAGGUAUUCGUCCCAAUCCUCAAUCAUCUUCUUUUGUUACCAAAUCUUGUAUAAGGGGUUCUUCCUUAUUUGGAGGGUUACAGAUUCAUGCUAGGAUUUUGAGAGAUGGGCAUCAUUCUGAUAGUCUUUUGCUCACUACCUUGAUGGACUUUUAUUCGUGUAGUGGCAAGUGUGACAACGCAUGCAAGGUGUUCGAAGAAAUGCCUUUACGAGAUACUGUUGCUUGGAAUGUUUUGGUUUCAUGUUAUACCCGUAACAACAGGACCCUUGAUGCAUUAGGCGUGUUUGAUUCGAUGCAAAGCGGUGAACAUGGGUGUGAUCCAGAUGAUGUUACCUGCUUGCUACUACUUCAGGCUUGCUCUAACCUGUGUGCACUUGAAUUUGGUGAGCGUAUUCAUGAAUAUAUUAAAGAUCAUGGUUACCAUCAUGCUCUCAAUCUUUGCAAUUCUCUUGUAGCAAUGUAUUCCAAGUGUGGACAAUUGGACAAGGCCUAUGAAGUAUUUCAGGAAAUCCCUAACAAGGAUGUUGUUUCUUGGACGGCUAUGAUUUCUGGUUUUGCAAGUAAUGGAAGGGGACGAGAAGCAAUCAGCGUUUUUAGGGAGAUGGAGAGGACGGGUAUCCCACCGGAUGAGCAAACAUUCACAGCAUUGCUAUCCGGUUGCAGCCAUUCUGGCCUGCUUGAUGAAGGAAGGUUGAUUUUUGAUCGUAUGCAAAGAGAGUUUGGUGUUGUGCCUAAUAUCCAUCACUAUGGCUGUGUUGUUGAUCUCAUGGGUCGUCUCGGCUUGGUUGAAGAUGCCUACGAGCUUAUUAUGUCCAUGAGAUGUAAGCCAGAUGCAACAAUAUGGAGAACUUUACUUGGAGCUUGCAAAGUACGUGGUCAUGUUGAACUUGGAGAACGAGUGAUUGAGCAUUUGAUCGAGCUCAAGGCUCAAGAAGCAGGCGACUACAUCCUACUUUUGAAUAUUUACUCGUCCGCUGGCAAUUGGGAGAAAGUAAUAGAAACGAGGAAACUAAUGAAAGAGAAAGGGAUUCAAACAACUCCAAGUGCUAGCACGAUCGAACUGAAAGGGGAAGUACACAAGUUUAGAGUUGAUGAUACUUCUCAUUCGCGAAUUAAUGAAGUUUAUGAGAUGAUGGAUGACAUCGAGAAGCAAUUAAAGAUUGGUGGUUAUGUUGCUGAAAUAACCAAAGAAAACGAAGGCAGCUUAUCUUACUCUUACCAUAGUGAGAAACUGGCCUUGGCUUUUGGGGUUCUUGCAAGUCCUCCAGGGACAAAACUAAGAGUGGCAAAGGACCUGCGAAUAUGCAUCGAUUGUCAUAAUUUUGCAAAGAUGCUUUCCGGGGUUUAUAAUAGAGAGGUGAUUAUAAGAGAUCGUACACGCUUUCAUCAUUUUAGGGAAGGUCGAUGUUCAUGUAAUGAUUUUUGGUAGACUUGUUCUUGUUUCAUGUAUUAUGCUAUAUUAUAUAAAAGUUGCUGUAAAUUGCAAUA